AACCUCCGGUACUUGUCUGUAGCCAUGGGUAAACGCGGCAAUAAGAAGUUCUCGAGAGGAGGAGGAGGAGGAGGAGGAGGUCGCGGCGGCGGUGCUCGUCGCGAUCGUCAAGGCUGGCAGGACCUUCCUCGCCAGAACGAUAGAUUCGAGAAUUACUACAACUCGCAGGGAUUCAUCCCCGAGGAAGAUAGAGAAGUCUUCUGGGAAGUUAUCCGGAGGGACCUUCCUAAUAGCUUCCGAUUCACGGGCUCACGAGGACACGCACUCACGGUCCAAGAACGGCUCAAGGAUUUCUAUAUCCCCGAAAUUACUUCGAUUCAACACGAAGGCAACAAUGUCGAGCCCCCUCGCCCGGUUGAGUGGUACCCCGACCAGCUCGCAUGGUGGAUGACCACCCCGAAGCAAGUGAUUCGGCGCUUCCCGCCUUUCGCCUCGUUCCAAAAGUUCCUUGUUGCCGAGACGGAUGUUGGAAAUAUCAGCAGACAGGAGGUUGUCAGUAUGAUUCCUCCUCUCCUCAUGGAUCUCCGCCCGGGUAUGACAGUGCUGGACAUGUGCGCUGCUCCUGGAAGCAAAUCCGCCCAACUGAUGGAAAUGAUACACGUUGGGGAGGAAGAAGCUAUGCUCCAGGUGGCGCAGCAAGUGAAGGAUGGAACUGCGGGACCGGAACCCCUUGGACCCGAAGGACUGAAUGACGACGGCCGUACCACCGGUCUGCUCAUUGCCAACGACAGCGACCACAAGCGCGCACACAUGCUGAUCCACCAGAUGAAGCGUAUUAGCUCUCCUAACCUCAUUGUCACGAAUCAUGACGCAACAAUGUACCCCUCAAUCAGACUGCCCUCCAAGCCAAGCGCAGAUGGAAAGCCGGGCCCGAACAGAUAUCUGAAGUUUGAUCGCAUCCUGGCAGAUGUUCCUUGCACUGGAGAUGGAACAGCUCGAAAGAACGUGAGUGUUUGGAAAGACUGGACCCCCACAAACGCUAUCGGUCUCCAUGCCAUCCAGGUCCGUAUCCUUGUCCGCGCCCUGCAGAUGCUGAAGGUUGGGGGUCGUGUGGUUUACUCCACCUGCAGUAUGAAUCCUCUGGAGAACGAGGCCGUUGUUGCUAGCGCCAUCGAGCGCUGCGGUGGUCUGGAAAAUGUCCACAUUAUUGACUGCAGCAAUGAGCUCCCCGGACUGAAAAGAGCAUCUGGAUUACGAUCUUGGAAGGUGAUGGACCGCGAGAACCGCAUGUGGAGUAGCUGGAAGGAAGUUGAAGAGCAUAGAGCCCAGGCAGGUAUCAAUGGCCUUGGCCGGAUUGCUGAGGGCAUGUUCCCACCAGCUACCGACAUGCCUCUCGAAAGGUGUGUUCGUAUUUACCCAUACUUGCAAGAUACCGGCGGUUUCUUCAUUACCGUGCUCGAGAAGAAGUCUGAGAUCCGUGCCAAGCCAGAGGAUCCUUCCAAGGUGAUUCCGAAAGGCACCAUUGCUGCGCUCACAGAAGAACUCGAGUUUAAGCAGAAGAACGGAACGGGCAAGCCUCUGGAGAAGAUCGAUGCACUGGAUGAUCUGGUCCCCCAUGACAAAGAAGCUGAACUGGAGGAGGAAAAGAACGCCUCUGUUGCGGAAGCUACCCACCAACCCCCUUACUCUGCAACCAACCAAAUUUCAUCGGCCAAGAGAGAUGCGGAAAGCAUGGAAGAUGAGCUCCCGGUCAAGCGAACCAAACUUGAUGAUGGGACUGAAGUUGUCAUCGGGGAUCGCCCGAUCCAUCGGCCUCCCCCUGCUAUUGAAUCCGAUGCCGUCGAAAGCUCCGACGUCAACUCUACUCCUGGCCCUGCUGAAGCCCCGGCCGCAACGCUUGACUCCCAGGUUAAGCCCCAGAAGCGGAAGCCCGGCCAACCCUCCGAGGAACCGUUUAGAUACUUGGAUCCCAACCACCCGGAACUCCAACCUGUCUUUAAAUUCUUUGAGAUCUCUGAACGAUUCCCGCGGGAUCGUCUCAUGGUUCGCAAUGUAGAGGCAAAUCCAUCACGAACUGUUUACUACACGAGCGCUCUCACGCGCGAUAUCCUGGUAGCCAACCAGGGCCAGGGUCUGAAAUUUGUCCACUGCGGUGUGAAGAUGUUCGUGAAGCAGGACGCCCAGCGCAUGGAGGUUUGCCGCUGGCGCAUCCAGACUGACGGUCUGAGGAUUGUCCAGCCAUGGUUGGGUCCUGCUCGGGCCGUUACGCUCACCCAGAGAGAAACCUUCCGGAAGCUCCUUGUGGAGAUGUUCCCCAAGGUUAAUGACGGCGGGUGGCAGAAUCUCGGGGAGAUUGGCGAACGGGUCAGGGAUAUCCCGAUGGGCUGCAGCAUUCUAUACAUUAGCCCUGACAGCUCAGACAAAUUCACUGAGCGGAUGGUCCUCCCACUUUGGCGAUCCCUGCAUUCCAUCAACCUCAUGCUUCCCAAGGAAGACCGCCGCGCGAUGCUUCUUCGCAUCUUUAACGACGAUACCCCUGUGGUCAACACAACCCACAAGCGUUCCGAAAGCACCCCGCAGACUUCGACCCCUGCUGUUGAAGCUAUGAGCACAGAGGAAGACGCAAUCAAGCAGGAGAACAUUACGCUGGGCCCAGACGAGCAGGAGCAGAUGGAUACGCGCGAAACAUCCACCCAGGCGAACGAGGAAGAAGAUCGAUCUAACACUACUGUAUAAUUUUUUAUUUGACUAUCAGAGUUAGUAUAUACCGAACCCCCCGGUUCCAAAAGCUUGAACGAUUCUCAUCUUGGAGUAAUUCUCUGUGUUCUCUUUAUAUCUACCAUAACCUCGAACUUUGUGAUCUGUACUCUGUACGCAACAGACCCUCAGGGACAGCCCGUAAACCAAUCUUGUACAACCCACAACCCACAAUCUACCGGACGCAGGAAUGGACUAUCCCAAGACAAGACCAAACACGGAUCUAACCCCAGCUGGAUCGGAGACGAACCCG
Molecule: messenger RNA, 2950 nt
Organism: Aspergillus ochraceoroseus IBT 24754
Lineage: Eukaryota; Fungi; Ascomycota; Eurotiomycetes; Eurotiales; Aspergillaceae
Product: tRNA (cytosine-C5-)-methyltransferase
Exons: 4
Coding region: 25-2676 (883 amino acids)
Biological process (GO): tRNA methylation
Cellular component (GO): cytoplasm; nucleus
Molecular function (GO): tRNA (cytidine-N5)-methyltransferase activity; tRNA binding
Source: RefSeq, a predicted model, not a curated record